Pseudogymnoascus destructans is the source of this 1811-nucleotide messenger RNA. RefSeq lists its product as uncharacterized. The record is from RefSeq and is a predicted model, not a curated record. Gene Ontology annotation, cellular component: mitochondrial inner membrane. Lineage: Eukaryota; Fungi; Ascomycota; Leotiomycetes; Thelebolales; Thelebolaceae. The transcript has 2 exons. Bases 538 to 1569 code for a protein of 343 amino acids.
UCUGACGAAGCGUAGGACCAUAAGUGAGAGGGACUUAUUAUUAGGCGCUAUGACGAUAUUCGUUGUUUGCUGGCUGAAGACUGAAGACGACGAGUUAGAUGUACAGGAUAACUAGAAUCUACAUAAAAGAAGACCUGCGCUUGUACGGAGAACACAAGUACCCUUACACUAGCUGGUACUUCAUUAGUUGGCCUUGUGCCUCAUAAUUGUUAGUUGUUGUCUCCGUAUAAUUCUUCAAACAGAAAACCGUAAGCAAGCUGUCGGCGCCCUAGCAAUAUUUGGCACCUCUUCUUCAUUAGCUGAGUCCAUCCCAGCCGUCCAGGGCUCAUCGUCGCUCAUCCCUCAUCGACGUCUUUGUCCCGAGGGCUACGGCCGGGACUGGAACCUGCUUAUCACGUGAAUUUACACUACACCCCGCUGAUUAAUCAACAUCACCUGAUUCCAUACAUUAUCGCCACCGACGACACAUUUAUCCCUCCAUCAUCAACACCACUUCAUCUCAGCUGAGUGCCUCACCCCCGAAAGGAUACGCGCAGCAUGUCUUUCACCAUCCGCCAGCCGUUCAGACUUACCGGCACCCUUGCCGCCGUCUCCAAGACGGCCUUCAAAUCCGCCGCUCCAGCCCGGGCUUUCCACCACGCCCCCGCCACAAAGGCCAUCUUCACCUUCCGCACUGCCUCGUCAAUUAAGAACCCCCCCAUAAUCAAGAACGGCUUCAAGCAGACGCGCGCCUAUAAUGUGCAGCCAACCACUGUCGCGAAUCCGUCGGCGAACGGCAGUCUGAUGCAGCGCCUCCUCGUCGGCGGCGCCAUGUUCGGUGGCACCCUGUUCGCCAUCAACAUGGUGUUCAACCGCGAGACACGCGAGGAUGGCGGCAUGCCACCCUUCGAGCGGUCAUACCUCAACGAGACGUUCAUGCACACCGGGCUGGGCGUCGGCAUCAUCGGUGUCGCCGCGCGGGCCAUGUACACCUCGGGCUUCGUAUACCGCAUCAUGGCCACGAACCCAUGGAUCGUGAUGAUUGGUGGUCUCGCGCUGAGCUUUGGUACCAUGAUCGGAACGAGGAACACUGACCCGUCGAACUACGUCCAGAAGUACGGAUUGUGGACUGCGUUUAACGUUACCCAGGCUGCGUUUAUCGCGCCGCUGAUGUUCAUGGCUCCUCCUGCGAUUAUGGCCCGCGCUGGUCUCUACACGAUUGCCAUGAUGGGAUCUAUUGCUUUCGUUGGUGCUACCGCUAAGAACGACAAGUACCUCUAUCUCGGUGGACCGCUGCUUGCUGGUGUCGCCAUCGUUGCUGUCUCUGGUUUCGCUCCCCUCGUCCUCCCCGCCACCGCCGUCCGCACUCUAGCGUUCACCGAGAACAUCUGGUUGUACGGUGGCCUGGCUGUCUUUGGUGGCUUCACCCUGUAUGAUGUCCAGAAGGUGCUGAACCAUGCCCGCCUUGCCGAGCGGGGUUUGAUUAAGAGGGAUGCUGUCAACGAGAGUAUCAGCCUCGAGCUCGACUUCCUCAACAUCUUCAUCCGCAUGAUCCAGAUCCUGAUGAUGCAAAACAACAGGAGGAAGUAGGUUCCCAAACACAAUUGUACAAACUUAAAAGCCAGUAGGGCUUGUCGGAGAAAGCUGAAAUACAGCUCAGGAAACUUAGAAUGGUAAAGGAAAGCAUACAAGGUAUUUGCUGCUGCCGCUUCUGAUUUCAAACUCUCGGAAACGGAUUUCGAAGAGUCAGGCCCAAAUGGGGUAUUGAAACAACAAGAACUAGAUAUUAACUUGUACCACCCGAAAACUCCUCUCCUUGAUGUAUAUACGAG